This is a messenger RNA of Thamnophis elegans (Western terrestrial garter snake), 3233 nucleotides long. RefSeq names its product transmembrane protease serine 13-like. NCBI's taxonomy places the organism in Eukaryota, Metazoa, Chordata, Lepidosauria, Squamata, Natricidae. The record is from RefSeq and is a predicted model, not a curated record. Gene Ontology annotation, biological process: proteolysis. Bases 871 to 2079 code for a protein of 402 amino acids. Gene Ontology annotation, cellular component: membrane. Gene Ontology annotation, molecular function: serine-type endopeptidase activity; protein binding. The transcript is spliced from 13 exons.
CCUGACUGGCCCCGGCCCCAUCUAUUCUCUGCCUCCCGAGCAGGGGUGGGUUUCUGCCGGCGCUGAUGCCGGUUUGGUGUGCGUGCGAUUUGCCUUCUCCAGAUGGACGCGGGGUGGUGAGUGAUGGUCUUUCCCAUCUCUUCUACUGGCGCACUUUCUGAGAAUUGGUGCUGCUAGUCCAGGGCGUAAAGUGGGAAUAGGCACACGGGCACAUGGGCCGAAACGCUGGAGCCUUGGACCGAGGAACCGCUGCCUGGUGGACUUAAUGUGCGUUAUGCUUUGGUUGCUUUUCGGUUGGCAUCACAAUCUGAUUUAAUCCCAGUGGAUUAUAUGACUUAAUUUUUGAUUAAAAAUAACCUGGGAAAUAAAUUCCAGAUACAUAACAAAUAAAUCCAUUGCGGGGAGACUGAAGGGGGUGGGUGGGACGGCUGGGACUGAAUGCCAGCUCCCCCUCUAGGCCCAGUGGGUUCGCCCUUUGGGAAAGAGUCGUGUGUGGCCAGCAAGCGGAUCUGAAGGGUGCUUAGCUAAGCAGCUGGUUUCUGUCCGUGGCUUCAGGGAGGCUGGUGCAGGCCGUAUCUCUGGCAAGUGGAGUAUCUGGCAGACCUUGGACUCUGGGACAAAGGUCUCUCCAUUCCCCUCCCCCUGAGCGUCUGACCGGAAGGAAUCGGCAUGGCUGGAAUCUGCAUUGUCCAUCCUCUGCUGACAAGCUGACGUGUCCACCUGGAGGGCUCCAGACUCCUCUUUGGCCCUGGUGAAGGUCCUCUGCCUUGUCCAGAGGUCCUGAGCCCCAUCCUCUAUGCCUUCCCACCUGCUGCCUCCCAAGGAGCCUCACCAGCUUCCUCCAGUCCCACUGGCAAGGUCUUCUGGGGAAUGGGCCCAAAGAGGCUGGCCCUCAUCGUCUGCCUUCUGGUCCUCAUUGUGCUGAUGGUUGCCCUCAUCCUGCUCUUUUUGUUCUGGCGGCCCAGCACAGGCAUCGUGUACAAGCAGCCCACGGAGAGCUGCAGUGACCGUGCUGUGCGGUGCGAUGGGGUUCCCGACUGUUCUCAGAGGAGCGAUGAACUGGACUGUGUGCGCUUUGGCUGGAACCACUCCGUGCUCCACGUCUACUCAGGAGCAGAGAGGGCGUGGCUGCCUGUCUGCAGCCACGCCUGGACUGAAGCCUUCUCCCGAAAGACCUGUCAGCAGCUGGGAUUCCUUAAUGCUUCCAACACAGAAUACGUCCCUCUGGCGUUUUCUGGGAAAAGUCUUGUGGCUGGCGAGAUGCGGAAAACUAUCCAGCAGAGUCUCAACAGCUCCCGGUGCCGCUCUGGAAAGCAUGUCUCUCUCCGAUGCACAAACUGUGGGCAACGGAUAUCCGUCCGCAUUGUGGGAGGCACUGAAGUAUCUGCCAGCAAAUGGCCCUGGCAAGUGAGCCUCCAAUAUGGCUCUGCUCACAUCUGCGGUGGCACCAUCAUUGAUGCCCAGUGGGUGCUGUCCGCAGCCCACUGCUUCUUCAUAAACAGCGUGAAAAUCCUGGACGAGUGGAAGGUCUACGCUGGGACCUCUGAUCUCAAGCAGGCGAAGGAGGGGAUCCUGGUCUCUGAGGUCAUCAUUCAUGCUAACUACAGCGAUGAUCACGAUGACUACGACAUCGCCCUGAUGAAGCUCUCCCAGCCCUUGGCCCUCUCAGCUCAGGUCCGCCCAGCUUGCCUUCCCAUGUCAGGCCAAAGGUUUCUUCCUGGGAGGGCCUGCUUCAUCACGGGCUUUGGCAAAACCAGUGAAAAUGAAGAGAAUACGUCGCCCAGGCUGCGAGAAGCAGAAGUGAAGAUCAUCGACUACCAGCUCUGCAACAGUCGCAACGUCUACGAGGGGUUCUUGACCCCCCGGAUGAUGUGUGCCGGGUUUCUGCAAGGGGGCAAAGACUCUUGCCAGGGCGACAGUGGUGGCCCCCUGGUUUGUCAGGACAGUAAUCGAUGGUACUUGGCUGGGGUCACCAGCUGGGGAACCGGCUGUGGCCAGCGAAACAAGCCAGGGGUCUAUUCCCAAGUCACCAAGUUUCUCGGUUGGAUUUACAGCCAAAUGGAGAAUCAGACCCCUUAGAAGAAGAAGACGACCACCCCACCCCUUUCUGGGGAAGAGGAACAAGAUGGUGAAGGUGGGGCGACUGCACCUCCUUGCCCUUGGUCCACGAGGAUACCAGUGGGGCAGGGCUCCUCCCAAUGUCCUCUGGGUCCCCCAGGCUGGAACCAGUUGGGGACUCUGGUUUGAAGGAUGCAGCUGGUGGUGAGGCUGGAGCCAGUGCUUGGCGAGACAGGCGGGGCAGGAUGGAAGGAUCCUGCUCUGUGGCGGAGAACUGGUCACACAUGGGCACCCAAGACGACGGCACCCUCAGCAGGCAGAACGGGGUCAGCCGGGACGUUUCCUAGGGCGGGAUCUGGCUGGCAGCACCACAGGCCCCUGGAAACUGGACUCGCUAGAACAGCCCUCUGCUGCCUCACCUCCUCAGUGCUUCUGUGCCUUUGCUCUGGCAGCCCACUGCGACCCCCCCGCCCCCCGGAGAAGAGGGGGAACUGCGCAAGGAACACGCAGGCGUUGAUUUUCCAUUCCCCAGGCACACAGCUCCUUCCCUGUCUCUUCCUGAAAAGGAACACCUUGCUUGCUGAAAAUAGAAGUGCCAGCUUAGGCUCAUUUUCCAGAUUCCUUGCCCCAAUCUGCUUCUCUGAAUCAUAGUGGCAGGCAGCCUCCCCUUGCUGCCUCCUCCUCCUCCUCCUCCUCCCCCCUGCCAUCUUCUCUCUCUCCUUCUGCCGUGGCUGGGAAACGGCCCCCGGCAGCUAAGCCAGAGAGGGUCUUCUUCAGCUCCACCGUCAGCAGGUCAGGGCCUACCUUGCACGUUGGCUGGUGGUGCAAUUGGAGGCAGCCCGGAAGCCGGUUUGUGUUGGUGCGAGGUGCGAGCGUACUAAAGGUUCUAAGACACGAGGAAAAGCAGAGGAGGCAGAAGCGGCCCAAAGGAACCUCUGGCUUCAAGGAACUGUGGCCGGCAGUGCUCAGCAGAGGCCCCCAAUCUGUGUCAAGUCAGCCCCCCCCCCCAUUCCCUCCUUUGACCAGGUCCCGGGAGGCAGGCAGGGACUUCUCCUGAAAUCACACUGAAGUGGGGGACUUCAGAGUACGUGUGGCCUUUCCCCAUCUGUGGCCAACCCAAUGCAUUUCGUAAGCAGCCUCCUUGGUGGAAAAGAGGCUCACUGGUCAAAGCGGCA